Molecule: messenger RNA, 252 nt
Organism: Cryphonectria parasitica EP155
Lineage: Eukaryota; Fungi; Ascomycota; Sordariomycetes; Diaporthales; Cryphonectriaceae
Product: putative small nuclear ribonucleoprotein
Exons: 6
Coding region: 1-252 (83 amino acids)
Biological process (GO): mRNA splicing, via spliceosome
Cellular component (GO): Lsm1-7-Pat1 complex; U4/U6 x U5 tri-snRNP complex; U6 snRNP
Molecular function (GO): RNA binding
Source: RefSeq, a predicted model, not a curated record
AUGGCGUCUCAGGUGCAGCCGCUCGAGCUUGUCGACAAGUGCGUCGGAUCCAGGAUAUGGGUGAUCAUGAAGGGUGACAGGGAGUUCAGCGGCACGCUGCUCGGCUUUGACGACUACGUCAACAUUGUACUAGAGGAUGUGACUGAGUUUGACUAUGCCGGAAACGCAACAAAGCUGAACAAGAUCUUGCUGAAUGGCAACAAUAUAUGCAUGCUCAUCCCGGGAGGCGAGGGACCCGUGGCGCCGUCAUGA